Molecule: messenger RNA, 986 nt
Organism: Chenopodium quinoa (quinoa)
Lineage: Eukaryota; Viridiplantae; Streptophyta; Magnoliopsida; Caryophyllales; Amaranthaceae
Product: 60S ribosomal protein L19-3-like
Exons: 5
Coding region: 100-741 (213 amino acids)
Biological process (GO): translation
Cellular component (GO): ribosome; cytosolic large ribosomal subunit
Molecular function (GO): structural constituent of ribosome; RNA binding
Source: RefSeq, a predicted model, not a curated record
AACUGGUGAUAUUUAAGCCUCCACUUCCUCCAUUUCCCAUCUUCUAGCAGCUCCCACCACAGAGAGAGUGAGAGGAGAGAGAAACUCGCAGCAACAACAAUGGUGUCUUUGAAGCUUCAAAAGCGGCUCGCCGCUGAUAUCCUCAAGUGCGGUCGUGGCAAGGUUUGGCUUGAUCCUAAUGAAGGCAAUGAAAUUUCCAUGGCUAACUCUCGUCAAAACAUCAGAAAGUUGGUUAAGGAUGGUUUCAUUAUCAGGAAGCCUACCAAGAUUCAUUCAAGGUCUCGUGCUCGUCGUAUGAUGGAGGCAAAGAGGAAGGGUCGUCACUCAGGACACGGUAAGCGUAAGGGUACCAGGGAGGCAAGGCUUCCAACCAAGAUUUUGUGGAUGAGGAGGUUGAGAGUUCUCAGGAGGUUGCUCCGUAAGUACCGAGAGUCAAAGAAAAUUGACAAGCACAUGUACCAUGACAUGUACAUGAAGGUGAAGGGUAAUGUGUUCAAAAACAAGCGUGUAUUGAUGGAAAGCAUCCACAAGACCAAGGCUGAGAAGGCAAGAGACAAGACCUUGUCUGACCAAUUUGAGGCUAAGCGUGCCAAGAACAAGGCUAGCAGGGAGAGGAAGUUGGCCCGAAGAGAGGAGCGUUUGGCUCUGGGACCAAAUGCUGAAGCACCCAAACAACCUGAAGCUGCUGCCGCUCCAGCAGCUGCUCCUAAGCCAACACAGGCCAAGAAAGCAAAGAAGUGAAGUGAUAGUUUCAAGACCUGAUGAGGAAACUUAGGGUGGUCUGUGGACCUUGUUAUUUUGUUAGCAUAGUAUCUUUUUUUGCAGCUAAUAUGUUUUGUGGAUCUUGUUAUGUUAUGACUGAGAUAGAGUUGCUUGAUAAUCCUGAUACUCAGGUUGAAAUGUAUUACUUUCUUUUCACAUCUUAAAUUGGUUUCAUGUUAUCAGCUGUUCAGGGUAUAUGAUUUGGAGCGUCGUUUCUAUUGCUA